This is a messenger RNA of Naumovozyma dairenensis CBS 421, 2130 nucleotides long. RefSeq names its product tryptophan synthase TRP5 (gene TRP5). The transcript has a single exon. The record is from RefSeq and is a predicted model, not a curated record. NCBI's taxonomy places the organism in Eukaryota, Fungi, Ascomycota, Saccharomycetes, Saccharomycetales, Saccharomycetaceae. Bases 1 to 2130 code for a protein of 709 amino acids. Gene Ontology annotation, molecular function: tryptophan synthase activity. Gene Ontology annotation, biological process: L-tryptophan biosynthetic process. Gene Ontology annotation, cellular component: cytoplasm.
AUGUCCGAACAAUUAAGACAAACUUUUGCUCAAGCAAAAUUGGAAAAUCGUAAUACCUUAGUCACAUUCAUGACUGCAGGCUACCCAACCGUCGAUGCCACAAUUCCAAUCCUCAAGGGGUUCCAAGAUGGUGGUGUCGAUGUCGUCGAAAUAGGUUUGCCAUUCUCUGAUCCUAUUGCAGAUGGUCCAACUAUUCAAGUUGCAAAUACUGUCGCUUUGGACAAUGGUGUCACUAUGGAGAAAACUUUAGAAUUAGUUAGAAAGGCAAGAGCUGAAGGGUUUACUCUACCUAUCAUCCUAAUGGGUUACUAUAAUCCAAUCUUAAAUUACGGUGAAGAGAAGUUCAUUAAAGAUGCAGCGGAUGCAGGUGCGAACGGGUUCAUCAUUGUUGAUUUACCACCUGAAGAAGCUGUUAAAGUUAGAAACUUUGUUGCCAGUGUCGGAUUAAGUUUGGUCCCAUUGGUUGCUCCAUCCACGACUGAUGAUAGAUUAGAAUUACUGGCUAAGUUGGCCGACUCCUUCGUUUAUGUCGUCUCAAGAAUGGGUACUACAGGUGCCCAAACUUCAGUCGCUUCCAAUCUGGAUCAAUUAGUCAACAGAGUAAGAAAAUACACAAAGGAUACUCCAUUGGCUGUCGGGUUCGGUGUUGCAACCAGAGAACAUUUCAAAGCUGUCGGUUCCAUGGCUGACGGUGUUGUCAUCGGUUCUAGAAUCGUUUCUCUUUGCGCUCAAGCCAAAGAUGGAGAGCAUUAUAAUGUUGCUAAGAACUAUGUUGAAGAAAUCCUAAAUAAUGUCAAACAUAAGAUCUUAACGAAGGAUGAGUAUAUUGAAUUGAAAGAUCGCUCUAUUGAAGCUGCCAAGUCUCAUAAUGAACCAGUCAAUACAUUCCAUGAAGAACAUAAACAUCCUAUCAGAUUCGGUGAUUUUGGUGGUCAAUACGUUCCAGAAGCUUUACACGCCUGUCUUAGAGAAUUGGAAAAAGGUUUUGACGAGGCUGUUGCUGAUCCAACAUUCUGGGAAGAAUUCAGGUCAUUAUAUUCCUACAUUGGUCGUCCAUCUUCAUUACACAGAGCUGAAAGACUAACACAACACUGUGGAGGGGCUCAAAUCUGGUUGAAAAGAGAAGAUUUAAACCAUACAGGUUCCCAUAAGAUAAAUAACGCUUUAGCUCAAGUCUUGAUUGCUAAGAGAUUAGGUAAAAGUAACGUGAUUGCUGAGACUGGUGCUGGUCAACAUGGUGUCGCCACGGCCACUGCUUGUGCCAAAUUCGGUCUAAAAUGUACAGUCUUCAUGGGUGCUGAAGAUGUCCGUCGUCAAGCUCUAAACGUUUUCAGAAUGAGAAUUCUUGGUGCUGAGGUUGUUUCCGUUACUAACGGUACCCAAACUUUGAGAGAUGCCACUUCUGAAGCUUUCCGUAACUGGGUCACAAACUUAAGUACAACUUAUUACGUUGUUGGUUCAGCUAUCGGUCCUCAUCCAUACCCAACUUUAGUUCGUACUUUCCAAAGUGUUAUUGGGCAAGAAACAAAGGAACAAUUUGCCGCAUUAAACAAUGGUAAAUUGCCAGAUGCUGUUGUUGCUUGUGUCGGUGGUGGUUCAAACUCUACUGGUAUGUUCUCGCCUUUCGAACAUGAUCUUUCCGUUAAAUUAUUCGGUGUAGAAGCUGGUGGUGAUGGUCUUGAUACUGAUCAUCAUUCAGCAACAUUGACUGCUGGUAGACCUGGUGUAUUUCACGGUGUUAAGACAUACGUGCUUCAGGAUAACGAUGGUCAAGUUCAUGAUACCCAUUCUGUUUCCGCUGGGUUAGAUUAUCCAGGUGUCGGUCCAGAAUUAGCUUUCUGGAAGGCUACUGGUCGUGCUCAAUUUAUGGCUGCUACAGAUGCUGAAGCUUUAGAAGGUUUCAAACUAUUAUCUCAAUUAGAAGGUAUUAUUCCAGCUUUAGAAUCUUCUCACGCUGUCUACGGGGCUUGUCAAUUAGCUAAAACUAUGAAACCAGAGGAACAUCUCAUUAUCAAUAUCUCUGGUAGAGGUGACAAAGAUGUCCAGAGUGUUGCUGAGGUUUUACCUAAAUUAGGUCCAAAGAUUGGCUGGGAAUUAAGAUUCCAAGAAGAUCCGUCAGUUGGCAAUUAA